Molecule: messenger RNA, 651 nt
Organism: Penicillium taxi
Lineage: Eukaryota; Fungi; Ascomycota; Eurotiomycetes; Eurotiales; Aspergillaceae
Exons: 1
Coding region: 1-651 (216 amino acids)
Biological process (GO): glutathione metabolic process; naphthalene catabolic process
Cellular component (GO): peroxisome; mitochondrion
Molecular function (GO): 2-hydroxychromene-2-carboxylate isomerase activity; glutathione peroxidase activity; glutathione transferase activity
Source: RefSeq, a predicted model, not a curated record
AUGGCGGGAGGUCGAGUGAUUGAAUUCUACUUCUCUUUUGUUUCCCUAUGGUCCUACAUCGGCAGCCGUCGCUUCCAGCAGCUUGUUCAGAAGACUAAUUCGCAUGUCAUCUUCAAGCCAGUCGAUUUGAUGCACAUAUUCUCAAUAUCUGGUGGCCUUCCUGUGAAGCAGCGCGCAACACAACGACAAGCCUAUCGAAUUAUUGAAAUGGAACGCUGGCGAAAGAUCCACGACAUUCCUCUCGUUCUGUAUCCAAAGUAUUAUCCUGCAGACCCAUCUCUUGCGCAUCGCGUUCUACUUGCAGCCAUAGAUGAGAUUGGCCAUGACAGUUCUCUAGUACAAGACUUUGUACACAAAGGACUUGAAGCAGUCUGGGCUAGAGAGCUUGAUAUCGCUAGCCCGGAAAUCAUCGUUCAGCUGGCAGACGAGGCCGGUCCUGAGGGAAGUCGACUGCUAAAACGAGCUCAAUCCGAAGCACACUUCGCACAGGCCGAAGAGUCCUUGACAAAGGAAGCAGAAUCGAGAAAGGUUUUUGGCGCACCUUUUUAUUUCUACCAAGAUGAGCCCUUAUGGGGUCAGGACCGCUUGGAAAUGUUGGAAGAUAUCAUUCAAAGUGGCAGAGGCCCGAUUCGGUCUUCUGAGACAGAGUGA